AGACCAGGAGAGACAGUUUCCCUCUUUGCUGCGUCUGCGCGCUGGCCUUUCAUCCGGGUACUGGAAGACGAUGAAUGCUCCUUUCCAAGAUGGCGGCGGAGGGAGGAGGGAAGGAGAUGAACGAGAUUAAGACCCAGUUUACCACCCGCGAGGGGCUCUACAAGCUCCUGAGCCACUCGGAGUACAGCCGGCCCAACCGGGUGCCUUUCAAUUCGCAGGGCUCCAAUCCCGUUCGCGUCUCCUUCGUCAACGUCAACGACCAGAGUGGCAAUGGGGACCGGCUCUGCUUCAAUGUGGGCCGGGAGCUUUACUUCUACAUUUACAAGGGGGUCCGCAAGGCUGCUGAUUUGAGUAAACCAAUAGAUAAAAGAAUAUACAAAGGAACGCAACCUACAUGUCAUGACUUCAAUCACUUAACAGCCACAGCAGAAAGUGUUUCUCUUCUAGUGGGCUUCUCUGCAGGACAGGUGCAGCUAAUAGAUCCUAUUAAAAAAGAAACUAGCAAGUUAUUUAACGAAGAAAGACUAAUAGACAAGUCCAGAGUAACUUGUGUAAAAUGGGUGCCUGGUUCAGAAAGUCUCUUCCUAGUAGCUCAUUCCAGUGGCAAUAUGUACUUAUAUAAUGUGGAACACAACUGUGGUACCACAGCUCCACACUAUCAGCUACUUAAACAAGGAGAAAGUUUUGCAGUCCAUACGUGCAAAAGUAAAUCUACACGAAAUCCUUUACUUAAAUGGACAGUAGGUGAAGGUGCCCUAAAUGAAUUUGGUUUUUCUCCAGAUGGAAAAUUCUUGGCAUGUGUAAGUCAGGAUGGCUUUCUUCGUGUAUUUAACUUUGAUUCAGUUGAAUUGCAUGGUACAAUGAAAAGCUACUUUGGAGGACUGCUGUGUGCAUGUUGGAGCCCAGAUGGAAAAUAUAUUGUAACAGGUGGAGAAGAUGAUUUGGUGACUGUCUGGUCUUUUGUGGACUGUCGAGUGAUAGCUAGAGGCCAUGGGCACAAAUCAUGGGUCAGUGUUGUGGCCUUUGAUCCAUAUACAACCAGUGUAGAAGAAAAUGAUCCCAUGGAAUUCAGCGGCAGCGAUGAGGACUUCCAAGACCUCCUCCAUUUUGGACGAGAUCGAGCAAAUAGCACGCAGUCAAGAUUAUCAAAAAGGAACUCUACAGAGAGUCGCCCAGUAAGUGUAACGUACAGGUUUGGCUCAGUAGGUCAGGACACACAACUAUGUUUAUGGGACCUAACAGAAGACAUCCUCUUCCCACACCAGCCCCUCUCAAGAGCAAGGACACAUACAAAUGUCAUGACUGCCACAAGUCCCCCCACAGGAAGUGGUGGAGCUAACCCAGGAAGUAAUGGGAAUAGCAUCACAACACCUGGAAACUCUGUACCACCUCCUCUUCCACGUUCCAAUAGCCUUCCACAUUCUGCAGUUUCCAAUUCUGGCAGCAAAAGCAGUGUCAUGGAUGGUGCCAUUGCCUCUGGUGUUAGUAAAUUUGCAACCUUAUCAUUACAUGACCGGAAGGAAAAACACCAUGAAAAAGAUCAUAAGCGAAAUCAUAGUAUGGGACAUAUAUCUAGUAAGAGCAGUGACAAACUGAAUCUAGUUACUAAAACCAAAACAGACCCAGCAAAAACUUUGGGAACGCCUCUGUGCCCCAGAAUGGAAGAUGUUCCUUUGUUAGAGCCUCUUAUCUGUAAAAAGAUAGCACAUGAAAGACUGACUGUGUUAAUUUUUCUUGAAGACUGUAUAGUCACUGCUUGUCAGGAGGGAUUUAUUUGCACAUGGGCAAGGCCUGGUAAAGUGGGUGUUUUGCCAUCCCAAAACCAGGCCAAUUCUCCAAGUGGAACUGUAGUAUAGCCAUCACACUCCUCCUAGGAAACCUUUGAACACAGAACAAGAAGUAAUGACAAUGGAACCAGAAGCUGCUGUUCAGCCAGAGAGCAUCACAAAUUCUUAAAAGGCAGAGUGUUAUGUGAAUCACAUAGUGUUUUACAAAAUAAUUCUGUAAUGAGUUAUAUUUUUACAUCUAAUACUUUGAGGCUGCUCACCUAAGGAAGAAUUUUGCUUAAAAAUGCUUCCUUUGGUGCUACAAUUAAAAAUCACAAUUGCUUUAUAUUUCAAAGUGUAAUUUAAUCACAUACCUACAUUCACACACAUCUACACGUGUAAAAUAAAAUGUUUCUUAAAUCCAAGUAAGUUUAAUGGUGUUAUAAAUUAGAAUAUUAUUGUUGAGUUUUUUUUUUCUUUGCACUGCUUUUUAAAAUUGAAGAUGGUUAACCUGAAAAGCUCUCAUGGGAAAUUAAAGUCAUUACUUUCUGGCUUCACAAAUGUUAAUUCAGGAAGAUGGAUGCUACAAUCAUAGGUUUUUCUAAAAAGAUUGUUUGCACUUAAAUAGCGUAAUGCUAGUAGAUAAUUAAUUUUUAAAUGGGUGUUUGGGCAUCCUCUAAAGUUAUGUUAUAAAGAAACAAAUCCUUUGUAUCAAACAUUUUAUUUUAAUAAUGUUUCAACUACAGUCAAUCUGUAUUAUAUAUGUAAAUAAUGUAAUUCAGUGAUUGGGGAAAUCAUUACACUAGUAAUUUUAAUCAUUUAAGAAAGUGAUAUUUCUAAUUCAGAAAAUACAUAUUAAACUAUCUUGAAUAUGCAGUUUUGUUUACUUUCUGUUUAAAUCACCCUUGAUGUAACUUUUUGAAUGUAAUAUUUUUGGUAUGGACAUGAUUUAAAUUCUUGUAGAAAAUGUUAUUUCUGAAAACACUCAGGUCAGAUUUAGGAGCUAUUGAACUGGGCUUUUAUUAAUAGGUGUUAUUUUCCUGCACUUUAUUCUAAAUGGCUUUUCCUCAGUACAGUUUAGAACACUACAAAGUUCUUAAGCCUAGUUUUUAAAAUAUAUGUUAAUUAACAGUGGUAGUCACCAUUUUCAUGCAUUGGGAAAUUAUAAUUUAAUAUCUGUUAAUGUGAUUAGAAACACUAAAAUGUUUAUUUAAAAUUAUUGUAACAACAGUAGGUUGCCACUGUAGAAUAAUGUGCCAAAGUACAUAGUUCUCCUGUUUCAAUGAAAAAUGGAUGCCUUGUUGGAGGAUAAAUAUGAGAGUCUGCUGCUUGGUUAGUUCUAUUAAACUAAUUUUGAACACACUGAAAUCUGAAGAAUCCCCUUCAGUUUUUUUUUUCCUUGAAGAAUAUGCUUUCUGCUUGAUAGUGGAAUUAUGCGGCUGAGGAUUCCUCUCUAGAGAUCAGAUCAAGAGGCAGAAAUUCCCAGAUUCUUGUCAAAGUUGUAUCAGCAUUUCAGCCAUUGUGAAGCAAGGCCAGCCCAUUUCUUGUAGGGCUGGAGCCUCAGGAUGCACAUAGAAAAAGAAGCAGAGCUUGCAUUGCAACCAUUCAAUGCUGCUUUCUUCACAUCCUUCCUCCCCAUCCCCCCAGCUCUAUCAAAAGCCAUGAUGGUUGGGUUGGUUUCCCCCCCCCCCCCUUGGGCUGAGAAGUUGUAUAGGUAGUUCCCUCUAUCCCCAUGCCACUCUUAUUUGAUGGUGGUUCUGAAGCAAAAGAACUGGGGAAGCAAAGAGCUUAUUUGAAUACUGGUAGUUGCAACGUAGUCUCCUCACUUUCUGGCUAUGGAAAAAGAGUGCUAAAAACUACAUGGACCACUUUUUGAUAAUGUUUCAAGAUUGUAGAUUUUAUGUAUAUGAAUGUCUGUGCAGAUAAUCCUGCUAUUUGCUGGACUUCCACAGUUAACACUGCCUCGCACACUUUUUGAAAGAGUUUCAUUAGUGUCUGCAAUGCAUUACUAUUCAUUGGGCUACAUAUAAGCCCUUUUGACAGACUCCAAAGUGCUUUUGGGCUUAUAGUAAAUGCUUUCAAAAUUAGUUCGAAAUAACUAAAUAGUGUCAGGCUAUUUUUGAUUGCAUAGUACAAACUGCUAAUGAAAGCAAAAUAAAAGUGCCAUUUUAACUACUGUGCAUCGGCAGGUUUAGAUCUUAGGUAAGACAUUUUUAUGCCUUAAGAACAAACCAUAGUUUGCUUCACACUUUGAUAAGCCUUAAACAUGAAUUAUAUAUUAUAAUGCCUGGAUUCAUACAUCAUGCUAAGCCAAAACUACAUAAGCCAUAUUAUGGCUCAGCACAGUGUGUGAACCAGCUGCUUAAAACCAAAAAUUUGGAUUUAACUGUGAAC
This is a messenger RNA of Thamnophis elegans (Western terrestrial garter snake), 4160 nucleotides long. RefSeq names its product WD repeat domain 20 (gene WDR20). The transcript has 4 exons. Gene Ontology annotation, molecular function: protein binding. The record is from RefSeq and is a predicted model, not a curated record. Lineage: Eukaryota; Metazoa; Chordata; Lepidosauria; Squamata; Natricidae. The coding region runs from base 75 to 1856 and encodes 593 amino acids.